GAACCUUUGGAGUUUGAUAUGAUGUGAUCACACACACACACACACACACACACACACACACAGGCCCGUGAUGACACGUGGAACACACUCAGCGUUCAGAAUGACACAGCUCUGAUCCGAGGGAAGUGAUCUCUGAAAGUGCUCAGUGAGCACCCCUAAUUUCCCUGAUUUACAUUUCACUGACAAUCACACCUAAUGGAAUCCAAUCAGAAAGCGAGCGGGGAUGGAGUGAUGGGGACGCAGAAGGAGGCGGCGUUGCGGCUACUCACACAGCGAACAGGAUACCAACUGAAGCAGGAGAACGGUCAGCGGCGGUAUGGUGGCCCACCACCCGGAUGGGACGGCCCACCACCAGAGAGAGGCAGCGAGAUCUUUGUGGGGAAACUGCCGAGAGAUCUGUUUGAAGAUGAACUUGUUCCGCUGUGUGAGAAGUUUGGUAAAAUCUAUGAAGUGAGGAUGAUGAUGGACUUUAACGGGAACAACAGAGGUUACGCCUUUGUCACCUUCAGCACCAAACAGGAGGCCAGAACAGCCAUGAAGCAGCUUAACAACUAUGAGAUCAGGAACGGUCGCCUCCUCGGUGUUUGUGCCAGUGUCGACAACUGCAGGUUGUUUGUGGGCGGGAUUCCCAAAACCAAGAAGCGCGAGGAGAUCCUGUCGGAGAUGAGGAAGGUCACCGAAGGGGUCAUUGACGUCAUCGUGUACCCCAGUGCUGCAGACAAAUCCAAGAACCGAGGCUUCGCCUUCGUCGAGUAUGAGAGCCACCGCGCCGCUGCCAUGGCUCGGCGCAAACUGCUGCCAGGUAGAAACCACGCUGCAGAUUUAGUUUCAUCAUCGAUUUCACAUUCCAAAUGAUUUGAAUAGAUCUGG
This is a messenger RNA of Paralichthys olivaceus (Japanese flounder), 870 nucleotides long. Lineage: Eukaryota; Metazoa; Chordata; Actinopteri; Pleuronectiformes; Paralichthyidae. The record is from RefSeq and is a predicted model, not a curated record.